AUGGGGACUUCGGCAAGCAAAAGACUUUCACAAACUGGCUUAAAGCAUUGCACAUUAUGGAAAGCAGACAGAAGUCCGGCCUGCCGAGCCGUAAUGAUGGCGUUGGACUCUAUGAACCUGAGCAUUACGGAGGUGGACAUCAACAUUGACAAAGGAGAACAUAGGACACCUGAGAUGCUCGUUCUUAACCCAUUACAAACAUUGCCAGUUUUCAAGGAUCGAGAGCUCGUUCUAAGUGAUAGUCAUGCAAUUUGUACAUACUUGGCUGGGCGGUAUUGUGACUCCGGCCGUCUGUUGCCCAAAGACCCUGGAGGCCGUUCAUUAGUGGACCAACAUAUGCAUUAUAACAGUGGGACACUUUAUCCGCGGUUCCGCGCAGCUGCUUACCCAAUCCUUUACGAGAACUGUAAUUUUGUAAUGCCGCAACAAAUAGCAGAUAUCGAAUGCGCUUACUCUGAUUUAGAGAGCAUGUUAUUAGGAAGGACCUGGUUCGGCGGCAGUUGGCCAACUCUCAGCGACAUAGUCUUUGCUUCUACUAUCAGCACUCUGAACAUUCUUGUGCCUAUUGACAAAAACAGGUAUCCACGACUAUCGAGCUGGCUUUUUCGUGUUUCAGAAGAGCUAUUUUUCGUAACAGCUAAUAGAAAAGGACUAAGCGAGUUCUCGAGAAGGAUAGGCGAGUUAUCACAAGUACAACAGUCAUAAGUUUUUAAAUCAAGAACAUUUUUUCACAAACGAUGUGUUUGUCAAAAUUAGAUUGCGGCAGUAUUUGUGAUGAGAAAGAGUUCAAGUGUCCCAGGAGUUCAAUGAGACGUCGGAAGCUAGCGGGAAACAUUCCCGAUAAAAAAUAGCAUUGGCGUAGCCAGGAGUGGGAGGGUGGAGACUGCUGAAAGCAGACUAUAAUGGGGCCUGUGUCAUCGCUUGCUGCACAAAUACAGGUAAAAUAUCUACCGGUAAAGUAGAUGAUAUAUUUACUGUAUUGUUUUAAGUUAUUAUGGAGUGAUUAUAUUUAAUUUUUCUAAAAAUUGUUUGUGAAAUACUUGCAGGGACAAUAAAAUUAUAAAUUGUCAAAAAUAUGCAGAAGCAUGUGCCCCAUUUGCCCCUCCUUGGCUACGUUCAAAGC
Molecule: messenger RNA, 1123 nt
Organism: Helicoverpa zea (corn earworm)
Lineage: Eukaryota; Metazoa; Arthropoda; Insecta; Lepidoptera; Noctuidae
Product: glutathione S-transferase 1-like
Exons: 6
Coding region: 1-705 (234 amino acids)
Biological process (GO): glutathione metabolic process
Molecular function (GO): glutathione transferase activity
Source: RefSeq, a predicted model, not a curated record